Coccidioides immitis RS is the source of this 1569-nucleotide messenger RNA. RefSeq lists its product as uncharacterized. The record is from RefSeq and is a predicted model, not a curated record. Gene Ontology annotation, biological process: mitochondrial fission. Gene Ontology annotation, cellular component: mitochondrion. The transcript is spliced from 3 exons. Lineage: Eukaryota; Fungi; Ascomycota; Eurotiomycetes; Onygenales; Onygenaceae. The coding region runs from base 308 to 1294 and encodes 328 amino acids.
ACGCGGAUAAAGUAAUAAAAGUUGUGCCCUCCAUCAAUGCGGGCGAUGGUAGCUUUUUUCGUCCUCGAGCCUCCCCCUCGGAUAGCUGGGUGGGCUGAUGUCAACGGCCCGAAGAAUAACAAGGAAUCCUCUGAAGUAACGGAGGUCUAAGAUCCAACAACAGUCGCGUGCUUCCUCACUUCGUCUCCCAUCCACUACGUUUUGGUCUCACUAAUUGUUUCUGACGUCUCUUCUCCCUUCGUCUAUUACCCCAACGUCUGCGGAAUUGAUCGUUUCACCCUCCAGACUUGCUGAGCCAUCCCUCACCAUGUUUUGGGAUCGCAAGAAGGACGAACAGGUUGACGACACUGUUGGGCGGCCCUCGCGGCGGCGCAAGUUGAAUCCAGAAUUGCAGAAGCUUAUCAACCAAGAAGAAGAAUUCCUCGAUCAGCUUUAUGACGGCCGCUCUGCAGAUUCCAUCGAGACUCCUUAUCGUUACGCUGCGUACGCCACACGCAUCAAGACCCUUCUCCUUUCGGCACACCGUUAUGUCGCCUACACAUCCGACAUCGGUGAAUCCUUUCGGCCUGUAGCACACCCCUGGCUUGUACGAACUGCCUACGGUGUAUCUUGGGCCUAUAUCUUUGGAGAUGUUGCGAACGAAGGAUACAAGGCGUAUAUGCGGAACCAACGUAUCCUCAUCCCCAAAGACGAGGCAUACCGUUCCGCCGUCGCGACUCCCACUAGCCAAGACGUAGACUCACAUGUCAUUGCCAAGGAGGGUUUGCGGCAGCACGAAGCUUUAGUAAAGUACGGCAAAGUCACCUCCGAUCCUCAUUCAAUUUCUUGGAAUGAUCCUGAGGAGGAUACGUUGACGCCAUGGCCGACGAAGAGGAUUCCAUUGAGUGAAGAUUACAGAUCGAUUAUGGCCGAAAGAGCGGUGUUUCAAGGCCUUGCUAGUAUGGGCUUGCCGGCGUUUACCAUCCAUUCGGUUGUGAGAUAUUCUGGAAACGCGUUGAAGGGUGUAAAAUCCGCGUUCUUGAGGACAUGGGCUCCCAUUGGGCUCGGCUUAUCCAUCGUUCCCUUUCUACCAUAUGUCUUCGAUAAGCCAGUUGAAGAAGCGGUCUCUUGGUCUUUCCGCAAAGCUUUCCUAGCCAUCGGAGGCCCUGACGCAGUUCCCAAAAGUGAAAUUGAAGAUAGCUCUGUUUCCAGGGCCAUUGAGACCUUUGAAGAGAGACGGCAUCGCCGACGAGAAGAGCGAGAACGGAGACGUGCUGAAAGACAGGCUCUUCUCGAAAAUACGAAAGAAGAAUAAACUAGCCGAGUUUCUAAAGAACCCAAAAAGCACCUCUGAAAGUCAGUUUUUACUUUGUAACUAGCAUUUUCUUUCCUUUUUUGUUGUGCACAGGCUAGGUGAUCCUCACUUUUCCCUUUAUUACAUCAUGGAGUCUUUGUUUAUGGAGGACAAGUAUUUUAUAUGCAUCUUUGUCAUGCCACUUUGUGGUAUUUUGCUAUGACUCUAAACCCUGCUCUUUUCUGAAUACAUGUACUAGUAUAUAUAGCCUACAUAUCCAAGCGAGUGGAAUUUAC